AAUUGGUUCGUCAUCAGGUCCCGCAGCUUCCCGCAAGGUCCGCUGAGUGAGUACGUAACCAAGUAACCAGACAGUUGACCCUCUAAUCACACUCUUUCCAUCUUCGCUCUGCACUCUUCAUUCCUUUUCCUUUAUUUUCCAUCAAAACGACAACGCAACAAGACCAAAAAUCAGCAUCCAUACCUUUCUUUAAGUCUCCUACCUUUCCAUGAAAAAUUAACCCUAUUUGCGCCCACUGCGUUCACGCAUACCCAAAGAUGCAGUUGAUUUCCAUCAUUUCCGCCACUGGCCUGGCGGCUCUAACCACUAACGCAUUCCUACUACCUCCUGACAUAUCUGACGCCGACAAUGACAUAGUCAGCACCCUUCCCGUCCCCGUUCCUGUUAUCGAAGGCCAUCCCGAAAUUCCCAAGACUGCUGAGGCCCAAACCUUGGAAGUCAAAUGUCCAGGUUGUCCUGUCCGCAUUCCUCACCAUUCCAGGGUCAAAGUUGUGCACGAUAUUCCAAGCCACAUCGAGCUGAACUUCAGCAUCAAGACUUCCGAUGGCGCCGAUCGCUUAAUGUUGAACGGCUUUGAACUCUACCCCAAAGUAGAUAUCUUCCAAGAAACCCUCACUGCCGAUGUUAUCCCCAACUUUGUGCACCGAGAAGCGAAACGACCAACACACUUCAAGGGUCCUCGACCUCAACUUACGCAGAACCUUGGCUUUGGUGUAGUAUCCCGGGUCGCUGCCACAAAUGCAGAUGAUCUUUUGGAAUUGGUCGAAAUCGAAUUCCGCAUUAUUGAAGUGGGAGGUGACUUCUUCAACAACCUUCCGAAAGUCCAGAUCAAGCUUGUGAAGACUCCUACCGGGAAACUGAUGAUGGCUGGGCUCGAGGCUCUUGAGUCAGAGACGACAGCAACUAUCCAAAGCAAUCCUAUGGAUAAGCAGGAAGAAUGCACCACUCUACUCUGCAAAUGGAGAUCCAUCGUGUCACAGAAGCUCUCCGGUCUCCGCUUCCACAAGGGUUGUGGCGGCCGUCAUCGUCAUUCAAAGGGCCAGGGACACGACCAUACCAAAUCUGAAGAUUGGAAAUCGAAGCCCUUGACUGCCUCUCAAUGGGACGGUCACCGUGAACACCAUCAGAAGAACUGGGGCUUGCUUUUUAAGAACAUUGCCUCACACAUUCUCCUACCUGUUGCAAUUGGUAUCCUGGCCGGUAUCACAGCUAGCGUCUUUGGUAUGUUGGUCGGUACCUUUGUAGUGUUCCUCUGGCGAUCAGUCCGAGGACGCAGCUCCCGUCGACACCACAGACAUAGCCAUCACCACAAGGCUUCUCAAGAUGAGGUCGCUCUCGACGAAGAGAAGUCAGGUCUCAUGGCCCAUGAAGAAGAAGUUGACGUUCCGCCGGCUUACAUCGAGGAGGGGAUUGAAGUCCUAGAUGAUAAGAAGACGGAGAAUGAAGUCUAAAAGUGAUGUUCCCACUAUUGACCGGCGCGUUUCAACAUACCCACCGAGCAUCUCUGGACAUAUUUGAGACGGGCUAGUAAACCAAAGUGACUAUAAGGGUGUAUGGGCGUUCACAAUUUGAUUGGGCAGUGAAGGUUAAGGAUGGCAAGUUUGCUCAGAGAUAGAAAAAUAGCAAGGACAGAAGGAUAUGCCAUGUACGGCACCGUUGGGAACUACUCUCCUUUCGAUCCUAUUUUCCUUUCUCGGUUGUAACAUAUAUGUUAGCUGGCGGAAUACCCACGUUCCUUUUCUUAAAUCAAUAUUCGUAUAAGUACUCACCAGCCUGUUUUCGAUCGUAAUUAGUUGAUGUUGCCACCAUGCUUGUAACAAUGGGGUUAUUUGAAGGAGCCCACCUUUCACUAGUAUCUACCUAGUAGGCACUAACAGAUCACAUACCCGUACCUAGAUGUGUACCUAGUUUGAACUCUUUAAUGGCAC
Hypoxylon fragiforme is the source of this 1928-nucleotide messenger RNA. RefSeq lists its product as uncharacterized. The record is from RefSeq and is a predicted model, not a curated record. The transcript is spliced from 2 exons. Lineage: Eukaryota; Fungi; Ascomycota; Sordariomycetes; Xylariales; Hypoxylaceae. The coding region runs from base 258 to 1451 and encodes 397 amino acids.